GAGACCUCCCACAGCAUUGGUUGAAAAUUUUACCAACAAAGAUGCCAUGAUAUCUAGAGGGYACCAUCGGAGAUGACACAACGACUUCAGAAAUUACCUCGAGCUGCUUGGUGGUUUGGAAUACAGCGUGCUGACGACAGAGUGUAGAAAGUGCGGACUGCACGAAUAGAUUGGAUCGGAUUCUCGAUUCGAUUGGAUUUGAUUCUGCUUAUUGACUUUACUUUGUCAAAAGUCAUUCGAAGGAUUUUCCGYACUUMUAGGGGAACAAGGGCUACAGCAUGCCACGAAGGAAUCAGCAGAAGAAGAGAAACAAGCGCCACAGGAAAGGGAGCUACGAUGGAAGAGGUUCGCAACAUGUGGCGGAAAACCACAACARGAAUGAAGCGAYGUCUCUCGAAGAAGAUCUUCGACAGCAAAGGAUACGACAGCAAGAACGGCAGAAAGUGAGAGAAAGGGAAGAAGAAGAAAGGAAGGAAAAACAACAACAAGGGCUAGUACUGGGCGAAGAUGAUAUUUGCAACGACGACAUUGGUUUCCAGCAGCCACAAAAGUCCAGUGCCAUGAAGAAAGCAAAGCAUUUGAUUAUGAAAGGAUCACUGCUGCCAGCAUCGAUUGCUUCGCUGCAACAAAACGGAAGCCACGGGAGCAAUUGCAGUCACAAAUCCUCGAUGUCGUCGUCGUCGUUUCCAUCCUCCGUGAUUACAUUGCCUCCUUCCUUCUUAUUGCGCCAUAUCGAACAAAGCAGCCCAAUCCUGACAAUUUACAAACGGAAUACAUUGCGAAAGAUUUGGUCGACACAGCAUCACCUAGAAAGUACGACCAUCCGGUCGAGAGCGGCCUCACUCUAUUGCAAAACCAAAUGGCCCCAAUACAUGCUCGAAUACAGCUCGAAUCUGAAGUGUUCCUGGGAUCUUUCCUGCAAACACCGACUCCAUCCUUCGGCACGAACCUUUGACGUAGCUGUGCUUGAUCCCUGUUCUGAACCAUCGCCAUCGCCCACGAUAGCCACAAUUUUUCAGGACGGCUGGGGAUUGCUCCGCCAACAAUCRCAACACAAGAUCAACACGAUCAAGGCACCAUCCGUGUACGCCAUAAGAAUGCACGAAUCAUCCAAAACGUGUGGUAUGAUCGUCCGACCGGCMAGCGACACCAACGAUUCUUUUAUGUCUCCAUACUCCUUUCGGUGGUAUCCACUUCCCCAUGCCACAUCAUACGUCGAGGCCAACCUUCCACGUCCCGUGACAGAUUUUUGCUUUGGAAACGAGAUCGCUCUUUUUUCGUGCCCACGGCAUUCGACGCUCUCUAGCGAAAGYCUGAAUCCUCUCUUUUUGCCGCUGGUAGAAGYGGAUGGUAUGAGAAACACCACUUAUUACGACAGUCCCGUGAGRACUCUCAACGUACGAAAUUUCCCACAGAGUGAUGCGUUACGAAUCGAAAUGAUGUGCAAGGAGCAAGAGAAAAUCUUGGGAUUUGGCCAUCGGAACGGRCARGUGUCGAUCAUUGAUUURCGAGCCACKGGAACCCUCUGUUCAAUCCUUCAGUGCGAACUCAAAAAUGUCGGACACCCCCUCGGAUCCGUCUCCGACUUUGGAUUUCUUUCAUCUGGGCAACAGCACCAGGUCUUGGUCAAACGAUCCUUUGGAAGCUGUCAGCUCCACGACAUGCGAAAAUCAAUGUCGUCACCGUCUCCCUCGCCAURCGAAGCUAGCUACCAYACMUCCACAACAGUUGUAAGGAACAUGACGGUGCCGCAAGACGAAAUCAAUCCCAUUGCGUCGGCGAACUGCAACGGAUUCUUCAUCGAUCCAAACUCUCGCCAAACGAUGAUGUCACCCUACAUCGCCAGUUCYUCCGGUGAUGCUCGCUUGGGAGUAUGGUCGUUGGGGACGGGUCGGAUGGUCGGGUCUCGACUCCUGCAGAAAGCCAACAAGGAGUAUGGCGCCGAACAACAUAGCUCUCUUCACGUGGAGGUUUGUUCGAAGAUCACACCCCUGGUUCUUUCGAACCAGGAACGCAAGGCCAACGAUGAUUUUUCCUYUUCGGCCUUUGGGGUUUGGAUGAAAUGUGGGGCCUUCACGAGCCAAAAGCUUCCUUCUAAAGUAGGGAGCCUCCAUCAGCUCUCUAUUCCUGGGUUAUGGGAACACGAGUGACGAGAUGACGAAGAAACGGAGWARCGUCCGUAMCAGUUACAAGAAUCAACUCAAAURCCCUACRAAYCUUUCGUUAAAGCAAAUCCGACUUAUARUUUGUUUCCUGAAAUCAUCCAUAUYGUAGAGUACUGCUAURUGUGCUACUUCCUAUUUCAGUUCGAUAGGCUUUCAAAUAGAGGUAGCUUUGAUGAACUCUAUUCUARUUAGUCAGAGUAAUCUGUAUCUACACAACAGCAACCCAGCUUGGAGUGACUAAAUUAUYACGCACAUCAAACCCGUUCCAGUACGACCGCAAUUCCUUGCCCUCCACCAAUGCACGCCGCGCCAACGUGGAUGUUGCUAUCUUGGUUGUAGGCAAACUCGUGGGCCAAGUGAGCGGUAAUCCGCGAUCCGCUCGCUCCCAGCGGAUGACCAAUGGCGAUCGCGCUCCCGUGGAUGUUGGUUUUGUCCAUAUCGAGGUUCAGCUCCUUGGCGCACGCCAAAAAUUGUGCCGCAAACGCCUCGUUGAUYUCGAUCCGGUCCACGUCCUUCUCUAGCGACAAAUCCCCGGCCCUUUUCAGGGCCUCCUUGAUGGCUGGUACCGGACCGAUUCCCAUCACCGUCGGGUCGCACCCAACGACRCCAUAGCUGACCAAUCGGCAAAGCGGGGUGAGGUUGUGCUCCGCAACGGCUUGCUCGGACGCCACAAUUAUGCUUCCCGCUCCGUCGUUGAUGCCRCUGGCAUUGGCCGCCGUCACCACCCCGUGCUUCCGAUCAAARACGGCCGGCAGCUUUGCCAGGCUUUCGAGGGUGGCAUCCGGGCGAGGAUGCUCGUCCGUGUCCAUAAGUCGGGUCGUUCCUCUCUUUUUUCCGGGUACUUCGACGGGGGCGAUUUCGGCCUGGAAGAGACCCUUUUCGUUCGCUGCCGCCCAGCCCUGUUGGCUUCUGACCGCAUGGGCAUCGCAUUCCUAAAAAAUACCGUGGUUGGACAGACGAGGGGAGGGGGAUUAACGCGAACAAAACAAUUGAGAAAAC
Pseudo-nitzschia multistriata is the source of this 3164-nucleotide messenger RNA. Lineage: Eukaryota; Bacillariophyta; Bacillariophyceae; Bacillariales; Bacillariaceae. The record is from the annotation of a GenBank genome assembly.